CCUCUCACAUUGCCGACCGAGUCAUCCUCACUGCGGCAGCACCACGUCGGACCGGGAUCCUCGAGGUGCCAGCCCAUGGCCGAGCCUGCCCUCCUCCCUGCCGCCCAGAUGGAGAGGCUGGCCCCAGCGCCCCUCGCCUCACCAUGUCCUCGGAUCCCGCGGGCCCGCGUUGCUAGGCGCUGCGCCCAGCGCUGGGCCGACCGGGGCUGCAGCUCUGGCCCCUCCUCAGGCCGAAUGAAUCAGCUUCCCCAGAAGAAUCCCCUGCAACCACGCCCUGCCGGCUGUUCCCACUCCCGGCUGUCCUCGGCGGAGAGCUCCAGCAUGGAUGGCUUUUGGAUGGAGGUGGAACGGAUCCAACAGAGAGAUGAGCUGAGGGAAGAGGACAGUGGCGGGAAUGAAGGCCAGUUUCCAGAGGGGGAAGCUGAAUCCCAGUGGCUGCAUGACACAGGCCUGUCGGGCCUCCUUGGUGGCCUUGGCUUGGACAGCGAUCACAAGGAGCUCCUGUCCACCCUGACACAGACCCAGGUGGCCGCUGUGUGCCGCCGGCUGGACCUCUAUGCUCGCUCAGUGCGAAGACAACACAAGACACCUGCCAGAGAUGUCAGGGAUGUCUUCGGGGUCUUCAAUUCAGCGAAAAUGUCGUCAGAGAAUGGGGACUCUGGUAUGAACGGGGCCCAGCUCAGUUCCGAAGCCUCUAAGUCUCCUCCAGCAGCAGAGCCUGGGGGGCCGCAGGAGCAGGCUGGGAGCUCGAAAGCCUUCACUGACUCUGCCUACUCAGAACAAGCUGCGGUGCUUCUGCAGAAGAGCAGGCCAUCCCAGCGAGGCACCUCUGCCUGGGGCAAGUGUUCCCUUGCCGAAGUUUACCAUCCCCAAAGGCAGAAAACUCGCCUCUUCGGUGUGCCCCUUGACAGCCUGCUAGAAGCUGACCACAAAGUCCUCCCCAGCACACAGGUCCCACUGGUCCUUCAGGCCCUGCUGUCCUGUUUGGAAAAGAGAGGACUGGACACAGAAGGCAUUCUCAGGGUGCCCGGAUCCCAGGCUAGGGUCAAGGGGCUGGAACAGAAGCUGGAGAGAGACUUCUAUGCUGGCCUUUUUAGCUGGGACGAGGUUCAUCACAAUGACGCCUCCGAUUUGCUCAAAAGGUUCAUCCGGAAGCUGCCGACACCUUUGCUCACGGCUGAGUACCUCCCGGCCUUCGCUGUGGUGCCCAACAUCCCCGACCUGAAGCAGCGCCUGCAGGUUCUUCACCUGCUCAUCCUCAUCCUCCCAGAACCCAACAGAAAUGCCUUAAAGGCGCUGCUGGAAUUCCUCAGGAAGGUGGUGGCCCGGGAACAACAUAACAAGAUGACUCUGUGGAAUGUUUCCACCGUGAUGGCCCCUAACCUCUUUCUGCACCAUGGGCGGCCCCCCAAACUCCCUAAAGGCAAGGAGAAGCAGCUGGCAGAGGGGGCAGCCGAGGUGGUGCAGAUAAUGGUGCACUACCAGGAUCUGCUGUGGACGGUCGCCUCUUUCCUGGUCGCCCAGGUGCGAAAACUGAACGACAGCAGCAGCAGGCGCCCUCAGCUCUGCGACGCGGGCCUCAAGACUUGGCUGCGGAGGAUGCACGCAGAUAGGGACAAGGCGGGGGACAGCCUCGAGGCGACUCCCAAGGUGGCAAAGAUCCAGGUGGUCUGGCCUAUCAAGGAUCCCUUGAAGGUGCCUCUCACCCCCAGCACCAAAGUGGCCCACGUCCUGAGGCAGUUCACAGAGCACCUCAGCACUGGUUCCAAGGGUCAAGAAGGCAGUGAGGACAUGAACAGCCUCCUUCUACAUCACAGGCCCAUGGAGUCAGCCAACAUCCUCCUCUAUGAAGUUGGAGGGAAUAUCAAUGAGCAUCGCCUGGACCCAGAUGCCUACCUCUUAGAUCUGUACCGUGCCAACCCACAUGGCGAGUGGGUCCUUAAACAGAGCCCCACCUAAACCCUGCGACUCUCAGGAGCAGCCUGGAUGCCUCCUCCUCUCCCCUGCUGGCUCUGUGUCCAUGUACCCAGCAUGAGAACAAAGCUAUUUCAAGGGAAGGUCUGAGUUUUCUUCCAAGGCAUCGUUCUCUGAAAUGCCUUUCAGACCCCUCAGAAAUAGACUCAGGACUAGUGCUCUCUCCACUCAGAGGGGAUGAGGGGCCAGGGCCUCAGGGAGGGGAAGCCAACACAACCCUGGGAGAACUGGACAGAGGAAGAACUUCCCUUCACCGUUCUCAUGUUUUAACCACGCACACAAAGCCCUCGCUCCCCUCCACCCCCUAGCUCUCCGGAGAGUUGCUUCCUACAUCAAGCUUGCUGUUAUGACACCAUCACUUGGGGCACUUGGAUCUCCAUGGGCUUCUGUCCAUGGCUUCUAGACUGGAGGAAAUUUAAAAAUGCAGCACCUCUAUCAAGAGAUAGUUGGAUUUUUUUCCCCCCAGGUAAGAUUGUUUUGAAAGUGGCCCUACAAUGUGUAGUGGCAGCAGCACCAGAAACAAGACCAGGAGAGCUCUAUGACCUUGGACAAGCCCCUUGCCCUCUCAGAGUCCUUCAAGGAUGAGGAGCUGGGGCCUCAGGGAGAGGAAGCCAACAUCGCAGCCAUGAUCAGCCCCAGGAGAACUGGGCAGAGGAAGACUUUGCUUCACAGCUCUCAUGCUUUACAUGUUGAUUUGUAUAACCUUGUCAUUUUGUAAUACGAUAUUUAAAUUGUUUAAACAUUAAAGGCACAAGUUC
Messenger RNA from Cercocebus atys (sooty mangabey), 2732 nucleotides. RefSeq names its product Rho GTPase activating protein 40 (gene ARHGAP40). Gene Ontology annotation, molecular function: GTPase activator activity. The record is from RefSeq and is a predicted model, not a curated record. Lineage: Eukaryota; Metazoa; Chordata; Mammalia; Primates; Cercopithecidae. Gene Ontology annotation, biological process: signal transduction; regulation of small GTPase mediated signal transduction; regulation of actin filament polymerization. Gene Ontology annotation, cellular component: cytoplasm.